AUGGGAAUUGUCAAUCAUCAUCGAGGCAAUCAAGCUAGUACUAUUGAUUUUUAUACACGAGCUUUAACCAUUUAUGAAGCAGCAUUGCCAGCUGACCAUGAUAUUAUCUCAAAAACUCGCAACAAUCUUCAAUUGGCACAAGGUUUAGCUUUGUUAAUGGAGUCGGAUUAUAAAGUCAUGGUAAAAACACGUUGUUUGGAAGGUGAACGUUAUUUUCCUUGCGAAAUUUUACUCAAAUAUUUCGAACAUUUCAAUGCACUCGGUAUUUUGCAUUUAUUUAAUCAAUUAAAUGAUCGUCUCAACAAACUUAUUCGAACUGUUCCAUUGUCUCUUGAUUUUGGCAAUGUUAAACAAUCAAUAUUUAAUAAUCAAUUAUGUAUGAAAACGGAUGAAUGA
Molecule: messenger RNA, 396 nt
Organism: Rotaria sp. Silwood2
Lineage: Eukaryota; Metazoa; Rotifera; Eurotatoria; Philodinida; Philodinidae
Source: the annotation of a GenBank genome assembly